AUGUUGGCCUCCGUUGCUGCGUUGCUGCUGUUUGGGUCGUCGGCAGUAUGCGGGCGACCAAACAUUCUCUUCAUCCUGACAGAUGAUCAAGACUUGCAUAUGGAAAGCGUUGAGCAUAUGCCAUAUCUGAAGGAAUUAAUCGUCGACGAGGGUAUCACCUACACUCAGCAUUAUUGUACGGUUGCCUUAUGCUGUCCUUCCCGAGCAACUCUGUGGACCGGUAGGGCUGCGCAUAAUCACAACGUUACCAAUGUGUCUCCUCCCCAUGGCGGAUAUCCAAAGGUUGUUACCCAAGGUAUCAACGACAAUAAUCUCUUCCUCUGGAUGCAGGAGGCUGGCUUCAACACGUAUUACGUCGGCAAGCUUUGGAACUUCCAUGCCGUGGAUAAUUUUGACCGGCCCUAUGCACGAGGGUUCAACGGGUCUGACUUCUUACUUGAUCCUUAUACCUACCAGUAUUGGAACGCAAAGAUGACGCAUAACGGCGAAGAGCCUGUCAGUUACGCGGGGCAGUACUCGACAGACGUCGUUGCUCACAAAGCCAUGUCUUGGCUAGAAGAAGCCCUGGAACAAGAAAGUUCCUUCUUUCUCACCGUAUCGCCCAUUGCGCCUCAUUCCAACUGGGUCAUUGAACCGGAAAAGGAUUUGUCUUAUCUUGAAGAGCCAAAAGCUGCGCCCAGACACCAAGAUCUGUUCCGAGAUUAUGUUAUACCCAGGGACGAGAGCUUCAACACGGCGGUUGACGGAGGAGCCAGUUGGAUCAGGGAUCUUCCGCCACUGAAUGAGUCUGUGCUUGCAUAUAAUGAUCACUAUCAACGACAGAGACUAAGGUCGCUUCAAUCGGUAGACGAAAUGGUGUCAGAACUGGUCAGGAAACUUGAAGAGGCUGGGCAGCUUGACAACACCUACAUCUUUUACACGACAGAUAACGGGUAUCACAUUAGUCAACAUCGGAUGAAUCCAGGUAAAGAGUGCGGAUAUGAUGCAGAUACUGACAUCCACAUCCCGUUCUUUGCACGGGGACCAGGUAUUCCCCGAGGAGGAGUUGUUAAUGCUGUCACAACACAUACCGAUGUCAGCUCAACCUUACUUGAGAUUGCUGGUAUCAAAAAGGAGCUUGAUGGAAUCGCCAUGCCGUUACAGGUAGUGGGCGAUGAUAUCGACAGGUAUGAACAUGCCAGUAUUGAGUACUGGGGUCCGGCCGUUCCAGAAGGGAUCUAUGGAGGUCGUGGAGAUAAAAAUAGGGAGGCCGGUGUUUGGCAUAACUACUACCGCAAUAAUACAUACAAGGGACUGAGAAUAGUCUCGGAGGAGUACAGUAUCUACUACUCUGUAUGGUGCACCAACGAAACAGAGUUCUUCGAUCUCAAGGCCGAUCAAUAUCAGGUGCAGAAUCUUGCAGCUCCCGGAAGCAAUCCCUCGGCAUAUCAAAUCGCGGGACGGCCACUCGAUCAGAUCCUCACUCGAUUAAACGCAUUAAUCAUGGUGCUGAAGACCUGCAAAGAUCGGGUUUGCACUUAUCCGUGGGAGUCAUUACAUCCUGAUGGCAGUGUUCAGAGUCUGAAACAGUCCUUGAAUGGGAGAUUUGACGAAUUUUAUUCCAACCAACCCCAGAUGUGGUUUUCUGAUUGUUCACUCGGGUACUUUAUGGAAGCGGAAAACCAGGACCCAGUGAGGGCUUUUGAGACGACGCCGAAGCUGCAAAAACAGGGGUUUGACUGGGUUAAUCACUGGCAUCACUUUACGUAA
Ilyonectria robusta is the source of this 1749-nucleotide messenger RNA. Its product is annotated as alkaline-phosphatase-like protein. Gene Ontology annotation, biological process: phenol-containing compound metabolic process. The transcript has 5 exons. Bases 1 to 1749 code for a protein of 582 amino acids. Gene Ontology annotation, molecular function: N-acetylglucosamine-6-sulfatase activity; arylsulfatase activity; glycosaminoglycan binding. The record is from RefSeq and is a predicted model, not a curated record. Lineage: Eukaryota; Fungi; Ascomycota; Sordariomycetes; Hypocreales; Nectriaceae.